AUGUUCGGACAAAAGUCACAGCGUAAAAAGAAGAUGGCAAAUAAUCGCACUGCAAAUGUUCCGUUGGGAAGUAGUUUAACAUCAAUGGAUUGGCUACCAAAAAUGCAAAUAGGCGAAAAUCCAUUACCUUCAUCGACAACACCGACUAAAGAAUCAUUACCAAUACCACCAUCUGUAUCGUCACUGCCAGUUACUUUAUCAAUAGCAAAUAUUCCACAGAAAAUCGAACCAACUGAUAUUGAACUACCAACAUCAACUACACAUUUAAAACCUCCGUACAGUUAUGUAACAUUAAUACGACAAGCUAUAUUAAGUGCUCAUUUGCAAAGAAUGACAUUAAAUGAAAUUUAUCAAUGGAUUAUUGAAUCCUAUCCAUAUUUCCGUAGCGCACCGCCAAAAUGGAAGAAUUCUAUUCGACAUAAUUUAUCAUUGAAUAAAUGCUUUAAACGACUUCAAAGGAGUACAAAUGAUCCUGGAAAAGGUUCUUAUUGGGCACUUGAUGAGGCAAAUGAAACUAAUCAUCAAUCAAAUUCACGAAAACGAAGAUUUGAAACACAAAAAUCUCUAUCUAUACCAUCAUCAUCAUCAUCACCUGGUAGCAUAAACCAAGGUUCGUCCAUGUUUCAUUCAAGUAAUCCAAUGAUAUAUGGCGAUGUGAAUAGUGUUGGCGGACAAUCGUUAUCAGCUGAUGAAUCUGAUUCGACUAUGUCUCUUGCAGCCAAUUCUACAUUAAUACAUUGGGAUGAUAUGAAUCUUGAUUUGACUGCUUCGUUUCGUCGAUUUCGUGAGCAAGUUUUAGAUGCUCCAUCGACAACAUGGAUCACGAAUUCUGAUAACUCAUCAACUAACGCAGCUAUUACAAAUUCUUGGGGCCAUGAUCUUUUUCCUCAUGGAGAGGCGAAUGGGUUUUUUGAAAGCGUCAAAAUGGCAUCGAGUGGCGAAAUUGAUUGGAAUGAUGUUGAAAUUAAACCCUAUUGUGAAUUUCUAGAUGGUUUUCGAACAAAUACAGCAUUUCAACAACAAGAUCGAGAUAAAUUACUGAAUCUUGCUUCAUCAUUGACAUCAUUUUUCGAUUAUACGGGUAUAUCAAAUUUAGCACAAAACAAAAUUGCAAAUGAGUCUAUAACAACACAUCGUUUACCAAUGGUGUCCAAUGGGACAAUAUUAGAAACAAAUAAUAAUUUGACUGCUCUUCCUGUUGUAAUCGAAGAUGAAGCUUUCGAUUGGGACUCAAUCACCUAA
Rotaria socialis is the source of this 1242-nucleotide messenger RNA. The record is from the annotation of a GenBank genome assembly. NCBI's taxonomy places the organism in Eukaryota, Metazoa, Rotifera, Eurotatoria, Philodinida, Philodinidae.